Hevea brasiliensis (rubber tree) is the source of this 4117-nucleotide messenger RNA. RefSeq names its product LRR receptor-like serine/threonine-protein kinase GSO1. Lineage: Eukaryota; Viridiplantae; Streptophyta; Magnoliopsida; Malpighiales; Euphorbiaceae. The record is from RefSeq and is a predicted model, not a curated record. The coding region runs from base 1018 to 3882 and encodes 954 amino acids. The transcript has a single exon. Gene Ontology annotation, molecular function: protein binding.
AGGGAGAAGGGAUUUGAUAUCUGGACUGUACACGAAAAAUUCAACACAGAAUAUAAUUUUGCAGAGAAUUUGGAAGUUUUCAGAUUCAAUGCACGCAUUCACCUAAAUUCAGACCAUUAAGAAAAUAAACUAUUCUACUAUUACAUUCAGGAAAAUCAUCACAAACCCACAGAAGACAGGCCGAUUCUAGCCAUUAUUCCAAGGCAAGCCUAAUCAAGUUAUUUUGAUUGCCAGCUUUUCAACAUCAAGAAAUUGUUGAUGCAAACCCAAGUGGGUCAUCUUUGUCUGACACUAAUGAUUCUUUGAUGCAUGUAUAAUUUCGGUAAGAUAAUGGGUUUAGACCUAUUUUAAGUCGACAAUUGUUGAACUUUGAUUGACUGUAUCUCCCAGAAAGUCAAAUUCUACUUGAUCUUUUGGAUCACUUCUUGUGGAUUCUUGCAAAGGCAUAUGGAAAACUAUAAAAUGACUAGAAAGACCCUAGCUUUGGUGUAUUCUUUCAAGUGGGUAUUUCACUGUACAGCAAUACCCCAUCACUCUACCUUAUCGGCACACGUUUUCCCACCUUACAGGUAGUAAUUCAUGGUCCUCACAUUUCAUGAUUGACUUGGGAGAAAAAAGAGGGGGGAAAUUGAAAAAAAAAAAAUCCAACCUGUAAGCAAAACUUAGAAAAUAUGUGAAAAGAGACUGCCAUGAGUCAAAGGCUUAAUUACGCUGUUAAGUGUUAAUGCAUUAUUGUUCUCUUUCUAUGCAAAUGAUGAUUAGGUACGUUUCUUCAACCCACUAUAUAAACUUCAAAGCUUUCAUCAUCCCAGCAGUUUGAACCUUUUUAUUCUCUCUCAUUCAAAUUCCCUCCUUUAAUUUCUCAUUUCAUCUCCUCUGUCUCGUCUUUCUGAAUGUGUUCAAAUUGAGCUUCUCUUGCUUGUUUCUUCUUAACUUUCUCUUUCGUUAUGGAACUGAGCUUCCCAGGAAGCAAUAACGAAUAUUUGAAAACAAGUAUCUGAUACUCCCAUCAUUGUGAUGAAACUUGAAAUGGGUAGCAGUCGUGUUUCUCAGUUGAUGCUGUUUUCAGCCAUAGCUUUUGCUGUUCUUGCUGCUGUUCAUGGUCUUGGUGGAGAUAAUUCAACAGACUCCUAUUGGCUCCUGAGGAUAAAAUCAGAACUGGUUGAUCCUUUACGAGUUCUUGAUAGCUGGUCUCCAGGAGCACAUAUGUGUAGCUGGAAUGGAAUUACAUGUUCACAUGAUCAAACUCAUGUUUCGGGCUUGAAUUUAUCCUGCUCAGGACUAUCAGGUUCCAUUUCGCCCGAGCUCUGGCAUCUUGCUUCGCUUGAAACACUUGAUUUAUCUUCAAAUUUCCUCGCUGGCUCGGUUCCUUCUGAGCUUGGAAUGCUUCAGGAUUUGAGAAUACUGCUUCUUUAUUCAAAUUUUAUCUCUGGUAAGAUUCCUGAAGACAUAUACUCUUUGAAGAAAUUACAAGUUCUUAGAAUAGGAGAUAACCAGUUCUCGGGUGAAAUUACACCAAGUAUUGGCAACUUGACUGAGUUAACAGUUUUGGGUCUUGCUUCUUGCCAAUUUAAUGGAAGCAUUCCGGUUGAGAUUGGUAAUUUGAAGCAUCUGGUAUCUCUUGACUUGCAGAAGAACAAUCUCAGUGGCCUGAUUCCAGAAGAGCUUCGUGGCUGUAAAGAGCUCCAAAAUUUUGCAGCAUCAGACAACAGGCUUGAAGGGGAAAUCCCUACUUCAAUGGGAAGUCUCAAAUUACUGCAAGUAUUGAAUUUGGCAAAUAACAGCCUUUCUGGCUCAAUCCCUGUCCAGUUAAGUCAUCUCUCCAACUUGAAGUACUUGAAUCUGCUAGGAAAUAGAUUGAGUGGCCAAAUUCCUUUGGAGCUCAACCGCUUGGUUCAACUUGAAAAGCUAGACUUAUCAAUGAAUACUCUCUCAGGACCCGUAAGCCUAUUCAGUUCCCAAUUAAAGAAUCUUGAAACUUUGGUCUUGUCUAACAAUGACCUGACAGGCAGCAUUCCAAGCAAUUUCUGUCUCCAGAAUUCAAAUCUGCAGCAACUUUUCCUGCAUCAAAACAACCUGACAGGAAAGUUCCCCUUAGAGCUAUUGAACUGCCCCUCUUUGCAACAACUGGACGUCUCUAAUAAUAACUUUGAAGGAGGGCUGCCAUACGGCAUCGACAAACUAAAAAACCUCACAGAUCUUAAACUCAAUACUAACAGUUUUAGUGGAAAGCUGCCUCCUGCGAUCGGGAACAUGAGUAACUUGGUGAAUUUUUACCUGUUUGACAAUGUGAUCACGGGAAAACUUCCACCAGAAAUUGGCAAGUUAAAGAGGUUGAGUAUUAUCUAUCUUUACGAUAACCAGCUGUCAGGAGGAAUACCAAUAGAGUUGACAAACUGCACCAGCAUAACAGAAAUUGAUCUCUUUGGAAACCACUUCACAGGAUCCAUUCCCCCAACCAUUGGGAAGCUUAAGAAUCUGAUCGUCCUUCAACUGAGGCAGAAUGAUUUAUCAGGUCCAAUCCCACCAAGCUUGGGCUACUGCAGAAAGCUUCAGAUAUUGGCCUUAGCAGAUAACAAGCUCUCUGGAACAUUGCCACCAACUUUCAGAUUCCUUUCAGAACUUUAUAAAGUUACUCUUUACAACAACUCCUUUGAAGGUCCUCUUCCUUCAUCUCUCUUCCUUCUAAAAAACCUGCAAAUUAUUAAUUUUUCUCACAACAGGUUUCGCGGAAGCAUUUAUCCUCUCUUGGGUUCAAAUUCUCUGACUGCCUUAGACUUGACCAACAACAGUUUCUCUGGUCCUGUUCCUUCUAGACUAGCCAUGUCAAGAAAUCUUAGUCGUCUCCGCCUUGCGCACAAUCAUCUUAUUGGCAAUAUUCCUAAUGAGUUUGUUGAGCUCAUUGAGCUUAGAUUCCUUGAUUUAUCAUUCAACAAUCUCACUGGAGACGUGUCACCCCAACUUUCAAACUGUAGAAAACUCGAACACUUGCUACUUAGUAAUAACAAACUUACGGGCAUAAUGCCUUCCUGGUUAGGGAGAUUAGAAGAACUUGGGGAGCUAGAUUUCUCAUCCAAUAACUUUCAUGGAGAAAUACCUGCUCAGCUUGGGAAUUGCUUAAGAUUACUCAAGCUUUCUCUUCAUAGCAACAACCUCUCCAGCAAGAUCCCGCAAGAGAUAGGAAAUCUAACUUCUCUCAAUGUCCUAAAUCUGCAAAGAAAUAACCUUUCUGGCUUCAUUCCUUCGAAAAUUCAGGAGUGCAAAAAGCUCUAUGAACUGAGGCUGUCUGAGAACUUCUUGACGGGUUCUAUACCACCUGAGUUAGGAAGGCUGACGGAGUUGCAAGUAAUGUUGGAUCUCAGUAAGAACUCUCUCUCCGGUGAGAUUCCAUCUUCUCUAGGAAAUCUUGUGAAGUUAGAGACUUUGAACCUCUCUUUCAACUACCUCCAAGGAGAAGUACCUUUUUCACUUGCAAAGUUGACCAGCCUCCACAUGCUAAACCUGUCAAAUAAUGAUCUCCAGGGCCAACUUCCUUCCACCUUUUCCGGGUUUCCACUUAGUUCCUUCGUAGGUAACAACAAGCUAUGCGGCCCACCAUUACUAUCGUGCUUGGGAUCACGGGGUCGAGAGAAAAAAAGCCUUUCCAACGCUGCAGUUGUGGGUAUUGUAGUGGCCAUUGUCUGUACUUCCACAGUAAUUUGCUUGACGAUGCUUUACAUAAUGGUAAGAAUGUGGCGAAACUGGAGAAGGGUGAUGAUAUCGAGCUUGGAUGGCGGAGGAACUGAACAAACAAGAGAGGAAGAUGAAUGGGCUUAUGGAGAGGAAAAAAGAAAGAACGGUGAAUACUGGAAAGUGAACUCCAUGGCAAUGAACCUUCACUAGAUAUCCAAAUUUCUAGAAUUUGCAUUUUUCCUUUCAAAAUGGAUACAGAACCCAUAAGAAACAGACUGGCUUGAGAUCGAGUCUUUUUUUCUUCCUCCUUAUGCUUUCGCAAAGGCUGUGUUUUUGUAAAAUUCUAUCCUUCUCGCUUUCUUUUUACUGUUCCUUUGCUAUUGUAAUGAUAAUAGUAACAGUUCAAAAUUUAGAGAAUUCCAAACUCCAUGGCUAAUAUGUGCAA